GGUUGACCAUCACUGUAACCUCGGGUAAAUGGGCAGCCAUUGCCUUCCUCGCCGUGCGGUUGUCGAGAUAGUAAGCCGCCGGCGCCGCUACCGUCGACGGUUCCCUGAUUCCCCUCUCGAAUGAGUAGGAAGACAUCAGCCAUGCCAGCCGCCGCUGGCAGCCGGAAGUACUUCUUCUAUGGCCACCGCAAGCCCUCACAAAAUCGCCCUGUCGUCCGCGGCGGCCGCUUCUCUAAUCGAAAAUUUGGCUCUCCCGUCCCCGUUGACACCUCCGUUCGCCGCAGCACCGACUUCCGUGAAUGGAACUUUGAUUGCCCUACCCAGCCGAUGCCGCUCUCUCCUUCUGUCCCUGCCAUCGACCGUCGACGCUCGCCUCUCGCUCGUUACAUUCUCGACUCCCUACGCCGUCACUCUCGCUGGUCGGCCGUCUUUUACGAUCUGCGCAAGCUUCGUCGUGUCCCUCCUGACCUCGUCGCCGAAGUUCUCCGCUCUCGCCCCCUUAUCGAUCCCUCCCUCUUCACCCGAUUCUUUCAUUGGGCCGGCAAGCAGAAGGGCUUCCAUCACACAUUCGCAUCAUAUAAUGCUUUCGCCUAUGCCCUCAAUGACGCCGCACGUCCUGCAGCCGCUGACCAACUACCAGAGCUGAUGCACGCGCAGGGGAAACAGCCAUCCGAGAAGCAGCUUGAGGUCCUCGUUCGAAUGCAUGCUGAUUCUGGCCGUGGCCUUCGGCUCUUCCACAUCUACCGGAAGAUGCGAGGUAAAUUUGGUGUUAAACCUCGCAUUUAUCUCUACAAUCGUAUCUUGGAUGCUUUAAUUGCAACCGGACAUCUUGAUCUUGCUCUUUCUGUGUAUGAUGACCUCAAGGUUGAUGGUCUCAAGGAGGAAGCCAUCACUUUCAUGAUCCUUGCUAAGGGAUUUUGUCGUGCUGGAAGGAUGAAUGACCUUUUCCAACUACUUGAACGAAUGAGAUCAGAACUGUGCAAGCCGGAUGUUUUUGCAUACACUGCACUGAUUAAGGUGUUAGAUUCGGAGGGGAAUAUGGAUGGUUGCUUGAGGGUUUGGGAGGAACUGGUGAAAGAUGGAGUAAAAGUUGAUGUAGUGGCAUAUUCGACAAUGGUUUCUGGUCUGUCUAAAGCAGGAAAGGUUGAAAAGGGCUAUGAACUGUUUUUGGAGAUGAAGAGGAAGGGAUUUGUGAUUGACCCUGCUGUGUAUGGGUCAUUGGUGGAGGGGUUAGUAGUAGAGGGCAGAGUUGGGGAUGGUUGCCAGCUGUUGAACGACAUGAACAAUAAUGGGUACCGUGGAGAUCUCUGCAUUUACAAUUCCUUGAUAAAGGGCCUAUGUACUAUUGGUAGAGUUCAUAAGGCUCGUAAGCUUUUUCAACUUCUCAUGAAAGAGGGUAUCAUCCCUAGCUCUGAAACUGUGAUACCUAUGCUAUCUGUCUAUGCCGAUAUAAAUGAUAAGGCCAACUUUUUUCAAUUAGCUGAUCAGUUAGGAGAAUUGAAAUUGUCAAUUUCAGAUCUUAUGACCAACUUCUUUUCAUCCUUCAUCACAAAUGCAAAUAGAGGAACGAAAGCACUGGAAGUGUUUGAAGAAUUGAAAGCAAGAGGAUACUGUAGUGUUUCUAUUUAUAAUAUUCUUAUUGAAUGUCUUCAAAGUAUCAAGGAUGUGAAACAUGCGUUGGACCUUUAUAAGGAAAUAAAGAAUUCUAAAGUUUUUCAACCAGAUUCUCAUACCUAUUGUCCAAUAAUUUCAUGUUUCGUAGCAGAAGGACAUAUUAGAGAGGCAUGUUCUUGUUACAACAUGAUGAAGGAAAAUUCUUGGACGCCUAGUGUUGAGGCUUACUGCUCGCUUGUGAAUGGGCUAUGCAAGAUUGGAGAGAUUGAUGCAGCUAUCACCCUUGUCAAAGAUUGUUUAGGAAAUGUAACUAGUGGCCCUAUGGAAUUCAAGCAUGCAUUGACUGUUAUAAACACUUGCAGAGCAAAGAGUCCAGAGAAGGUGAUAAAAAUUUUGCAUGAGAUAAUUGAUCAAAAUUGCCCAUUGGAAGAUAUUAUUUACUGUUCUAUCAUAUAUGGUUUCUGUAAAUAUGCAAGUUCAGAAGAGGCAAGAAAAGUAUUAGCAGAAAUGAGAGACAAAAAGUUCCUUGAAGAGUCAGAAUUUAUAAUCUAUGAGGAGUUACUUAAUGGACACCUGAAGAAGGCUACUGCAGCCUUGGUGAUCUCUGGCUUGAAGUUUGUUGGUCUUUAAUCUAAGUUAGAAUUCACCAAUUAUUUGGAGUGACCAUGGUGAAUGGUUGAGGAAAAUGUCAGAGAUCUGGUAUUGAAGAAAUCCUACAGCCACCUUGAGAAACAAAUACACCCUAGCCCCCUCAAAGGCAUGCCACAACCAUUGUUCAAUGCUUCUUGCCUCUACAAUGCUGCUAGAUUUCCUAAUCUCACACUCUUUGCCCCCACCUGUAGUCGUUGACCAUCAAUGCAGUUGAUCCUAACACCGCCUAAUGCCACAUGAUUUCAUCCUUUAGUUUGACCAUCUCUUGCAAAAGAAACUAAUUGUUAAACAUGUCAGGUGGGUGAAUUUCAUCAAGAAUACACUUUUGUCUUAAACUAUAAACCUAAUGAAAAUCACAAACCAGCCAACCCACUAAGUCAAAUAGCAGCUACCUUGUAUAGGAUGAGUAUAAUGGAAUUGGAUUUGAAUGAUUAAAGAAAGAGUAUCCUACAUGACCUAAUUUUAAUAUUAAUCUUUCAGGAUAUUCAAGAUGGUAGUAGCACCAGUUGGUAGUUUUUGUCAUCAGAGAUGCUUGCAUAUUUAAGGGUACAUGGCUUGCAUUCCUCGAGCCUUAGAGAUUUCUUAGUUUGAGAAUUACAUGCUGGAAGACUAGCAGGACAUUUGGGAAAGAUGUUGGUUGUCUUUAGAUAAAUUGUAUUGUCAUCAUUGAGACAAGAUGCUGGUCGAAUUGUGCCACAAUCUCAUACUUGUCAAACAACCCUAAAACACAAGUCUUUACACGUCAUUACUAAAUCCCCAUGAAUCUUAUAAAGACCUUAGCAUGUAUUUUUCUAGGACUUCCCAAACAAAUUAAAGUCAUGACUCUAUCUUGGCGGUAGUUGAUAGAUUCUCCAAAGUGUCACAUUUUAUCUUGUGCAAUAAAAUAAAUAAUGCAUCGUAUAUAGUCAAGAUGUUUCUCAAGUUGUUAGAUCUAGUUUAUCCUCUUCAUGGAAGUUAAGUUUGUUAGCUUUUUUGAAAUACAGGAUGAAAAUUGUUUGGAAUCCAACUUAAAUUUCCAUCUGCAUUUCACCUGUAGACUUUCACCCUGGAUUGAUAGUCAAAUUGAAGGUCAUCAAUCAUAUUUUAGGAAAUCUACAGAUGUCUAGUGGAUGAAAGCUAGGUAUUUGAGAUAAUAUCCUGUCAAUAUUUGAGUUUACUUGGAACAAUUACUUAAAUUGUUCUAUUGUAUUGUAUAUAGGUUGAGAGCUUGUCAACCGAUUGACCUAAUUCAAUUACCUUCCACCUCUCAUUUUUUUGAGAGUGCCAAGAGUUUGGUUGAACGUAUUAGAGAGAUUCAUGUCGAUGUUAGGAGGAAAAUUGCUCUAGGUUACAGAAUGCAUGCUAAUGUCAUUGUAAAUAUAAAAGAAUACAAUGAAGAUAGUUAUGUUGUUACAUGUAUUCACCCUGAACAUUUUUCUAAAAACUCCUUCGAAUAAAAUGCUUGAUCUACCUCUAAUCUUUUUCAUACUAUGAGAAAGAUUGGUAUUAAUGAUUAUGAAAUUGACUUGUAUGUUGAUUUAAAUGUUAGCAAAUUUUCAAUGUAGAAGUCACAUAUUACCAUAAUGUCAGACUUUCAACAUCCUUGUUUGUUGGUUUUAUCUACAAUGUAUACUUUAGGAUUGAUGGCUGGUCCAGAAGACGGUUUGAGUCUGGUUCAAUGUGGCUAGAGGAGAGGGGUGGAUAGCAAUGGCUUAGAAAUAAAAAAAAUUUCUUGUAAGAUGAAUACAAAUCAAGCUUUAGUAUUUAUAAGGUAUUUGUGUGUAAGUCAGUUGAUCAUGUCAAGGAUUAUUCACAACAAAAAUAUAAUUGGGUUCCACAGGGUUUAAGUUUGUCUCCUUUAAUACAACCUGCAACAAAAAAAAGAAAAACUAUUUCUCAAUUUCAGGCAAUACAUUGGGGGGCCAGCAUGGGUAGUGUACUAGAACUGGCAAAACAUGUAAUGAUUGCUGUAUGUGCCAAAUAGUUUUAAUUUGGGUAUAUUAGGCAGAGCAAAGGAACACAAUUAUAACUAUCUGUUUUGAUUUAUGUUAGAAGUUUCAUUUAUUUUCCAUUUAUGUUUCUAAUCUUGAGGUUAAUGUUAUCCAUCCUUAUUUACUUACUACAUGGAGAACACUCUUACAUGCUUGGUUUUUGAACUUCCAUUGGUUAUUAAUGAAUUGGAUGUGUAGUUUUUUUUUGUAGUUUUUUUUAGCAUUGGCAGUAUUUAUUUUCGUUUGAUUGCUUUAGCUAUUCUAUGAGUUUCAACUUGAUACAUAAUUUUUAUUUAGAGGGCUUUCUUUUUCUUUAUUGACUAGCAGACUAUUUCACUAUUCUUUAUGCCCUUCAAGUGUACUUUGGAUUGUGAAAAUAUUUUGUUGCUAUCAUGAAAGCCUGUAGAGCAAUGCCUACGAUAUGCCAAAUAAUUCAUUUUAUUAUGAAUUAUGUAUGUUUUUGAACAUUUUAAUUGUAGUAUGUAUGUGUAAUUUUUUACUUAAUAGUGAACAAAUCUCAAUUGGUUACAAAUUCUUAAAUGAAUCUGAAUA
Zingiber officinale is the source of this 4787-nucleotide messenger RNA. RefSeq names its product pentatricopeptide repeat-containing protein At4g20740-like. Lineage: Eukaryota; Viridiplantae; Streptophyta; Magnoliopsida; Zingiberales; Zingiberaceae. Gene Ontology annotation, molecular function: protein binding. The transcript has 2 exons. The record is from RefSeq and is a predicted model, not a curated record. The coding region runs from base 121 to 2244 and encodes 707 amino acids.